Messenger RNA from Limulus polyphemus (Atlantic horseshoe crab), 8720 nucleotides. Its product is annotated as neurogenic locus Notch protein-like. NCBI's taxonomy places the organism in Eukaryota, Metazoa, Arthropoda, Merostomata, Xiphosura, Limulidae. Bases 299 to 7174 code for a protein of 2291 amino acids. Gene Ontology annotation, biological process: Notch signaling pathway; multicellular organism development; establishment or maintenance of epithelial cell apical/basal polarity. The record is from RefSeq and is a predicted model, not a curated record. The transcript has 30 exons. Gene Ontology annotation, molecular function: calcium ion binding; protein binding. Gene Ontology annotation, cellular component: plasma membrane; protein-containing complex.
UUGAAGUGCGGAAGGAUAUACCGUAGCCUGUGCUCUGCGAAAUAAUACCAUUUUACACUGACAACGCUCACAAUAGGAACAUAUCAGAAGUCGGUUGGUUGGAGUUUGUGUUUGGAGUGGACGUAUUAUAAAACUAAACAACUCAAUAUAAACAUUUCGAGAAGAACAUUAUUUCUGAUGUCGUGUUUGUGAUUAAACGGGCUCAUUGGAUAUUAAACAUGACAAUCUAAACUCAAAAAGUCGUACAAAAAGUGAUAUUUUGUGGAUUGCUGUUAGUGGUAUAUUUUCACGGACGGCAAUGCAACGUCGACCGCUCGUUUGUGCCGUUUUCUUAGUGGUCGCUUUCCAUCCCUGCUUCGUCCAAGCUUUGGUGUCAUGUUCCCCAAACCCGUGUAAAAAUGGAGCCUCUUGUGUGUCAAAUCUUCGUGGUGAAGCCUACUGCAAAUGUCCGCCGAUGUAUGUUGGAGAGUACUGUCAACAUCUGAAUCCUUGCCAUACGGGUGCUGGACCAAGAUGCCAGAAUGGUGGCAGUUGUAAUGUUGCCCUAAGUGCCACAACUGGCCCAACCUUCAUGUGUACCUGCCCUGUGGGUUAUUCGGCUUCUCUUUGCGAGAUUGCUCUCCCGAACAGCUGUGAUAGUGACCCGUGUCAGAACGGGGGCACGUGCACACUCAGUUCUCUGGACAAUUACACGUGCACGUGCGCUGCAGGUUUUAGAGGUAACCACUGUGAACUAGUGGAUCAUUGUGCUUCUCAACCUUGUCGAAACGGCGCCUCCUGCCAGUCUUUACGGGAUUCCUACCGCUGCACCUGUGCCCAGGGGUUCACAGGGCGCACGUGCACACGUGAUGUCGACGAAUGUCGAAAAGAUCCCUGUGUUCACGGCAAGUGUAUGAAUAAUGUCGGCUCUUACAGGUGUAUUUGUAAAGUUGGCUACACUGGUCAGAAGUGUGAAUCCAAAUAUAUCCCUUGUGAUCCCAGUCCCUGUCAGAAUGGAGGAUCCUGUAAGUCGAUUGACACUUUGGACUACCAGUGCUCGUGUCUUCCAGGUUUCACGGGUACCAACUGUGAUAUAAAUAUUGAUGACUGCCCUGGUAACUUAUGUCAAAAUGGCGCCACCUGUAUCGAUGGAGUCAACAGCUACACAUGUCAGUGCCCGCCAAAUUACACAGGACCGUAUUGCAGUAAAGAUGUUGACGAGUGUGCAUUAAAACCCAGUGUAUGCAAAAAUGGGGCUACCUGUACAAAUACAGUUGGCGGUUACUCUUGUAUUUGUGUCAAUGGUUGGACUGGGAUUGACUGCAGUGAAAAUAUUGACGACUGCGCAGGCGCAGCGUGUUUCAAUGGCGCCACCUGUCAUGACCGUGUUGGAUCGUUUUUUUGUCAAUGUGCUCCUGGGAAAACAGGGUUAUUGUGUCACCUGGACGACGCAUGUGCGAGCAACCCGUGUCACUCCGGUGCUAUCUGUAAUACUAAUCCAACAGAUGGAAGCUACCGAUGUUCGUGCCCUAGCGGAUUUCAGGGAAACGAUUGUACCGAGGACGUCAAUGAAUGCAAAGAAGGUUCACCAUGUGAACAUGGGGGUAUAUGUGUCAACACUCCAGGGUCCUUUACGUGUAAUUGUUCCAAAGGUUUUGCUGGACCUCGAUGUGAACUUAAUAUUAACGAAUGUGAGUCUAGUCCUUGCCAAAACGAUGGAACAUGUUUGGAUGAAAGAGGCGGAUUCCGGUGCGUGUGCAUGCCAGGAUACAGCGGAGAUCGUUGUGAGCUAGAUGUUGAUGAGUGCUAUCCAAAUCCUUGUUUUAAUGAGGGUAUUUGUAGCGAUCGAAUCAACGGUUUUCGAUGUCUCUGUCCAAUUGGCUUUUCCGGUAGGAAGUGUGAACUGAAUGAUGACGAUUGCCUUAGUCAACCAUGCCGAAGUGGCGCUACUUGUAUCGAUGGAGUCGCGAGUUUUACUUGUGACUGCCCACCAGGUUAUGGGGGUCCUCGUUGUGAGUUGGACAUAGAUGAAUGCCAGUCUAAUCCCUGUCAACAUGGUGGCAGCUGCCACGAUGCUUUGGCUAGUUACUCAUGCACUUGCCUGUUAGGAUAUACAGGACAAAACUGUGAACUCAACAUUGACGAUUGUGCCUCCAGUCCCUGCUUGAAUGGGGGCUCCUGUAUUGACCUAGUAAAUGCAUACAAGUGUGUCUGCGAGGUUCCCUAUAGUGGUCAUAAAUGUGAAAUGGAGUUAGAUCCGUGUAACCCAAAUAAGUGCAAAAAUGGAGCUCAGUGUACUCCUUCUUCAAACUACUUAGAUUUUGCAUGCACUUGUGAACUUGGCUAUACAGGCAGACUGUGUAACGAAGAUAUCAAUGAGUGCACUGUUUCCUCUCCUUGUCGUAAUGGAGCCACAUGUGUUAACACCAAUGGUUCCUACACCUGUACAUGUGCUAAAGGUUAUGAAGGAAGAGACUGCUUAACAAAUACAGAUGACUGCGCAUCUUUUCCUUGUCAGAAUGGAGGGACGUGUCUAGAUGGUAUUGGAGAAUACAACUGUCUCUGUAUCGAUGGUUUUGGAGGGAAACACUGUGAAAGUGACAUUGAUGAAUGUGCCAGCAGCCCUUGCCAGAAUGGAGCCACUUGUAAUGAUUAUGUGAACAGUUACACUUGCACUUGUGCACUUGGAUUUAGUGGGACAAACUGUCAGACUAAUGAUCAAGAUUGUACUACAAGUUCUUGCAUGAAUGGGGGAACUUGUAUAGAUGGAAUCAAUACCUAUACCUGCCAUUGUGCAGCUGGAUACACAGGAUCAAACUGCCAGUUCCACAUUAAUGAAUGUGAUUCCAGCCCAUGUAAGAAUGGGGCAACCUGUGUUGACCAUGUAGGAUAUUACACAUGUCACUGUCCAUUUGGUUAUAUAGGAUUGCAGUGUGAGGAUGUUGUUGACUGGUGUAGUACAAUGCCAUGUAUGAAUGGGGCUACAUGUAAGCAGAACAAAAACACGUAUCAGUGUAUGUGUCGGCCUGGGUGGACAGGAAUUCUCUGUGAUGUGUCGAUGGUAUCAUGCUCAGAUGCUGCUCUUCAAAAAAGAAUUGAAGUCAGAAACUUGUGUCACAAUGGUGGCACCUGUGAAAACAUUGGGAAUAGCCAUCGCUGUCAUUGUCUGAAAGGAUACGAAGGAAGCUAUUGUCAACAUGAAAUUAAUGAAUGUGUGUCACAACCAUGCCAAAAUGGUGCAACAUGUCAUGACUUGAUUGGGCAGUAUAGAUGUGAUUGUCUUCCUGGUUUUCAGGGUUUAAAUUGUGAGUUCAAUAUCAACGAUUGUGACCCGAAUCCCUGUCGUAAUGGAGGAACUUGCCAUGACCAAGUCAAUAGUUUUAUGUGUUCCUGCCCUCAUGGAACUGUGGGUAUUCUAUGUGAGAUCAACGUGAAUGAGUGUUUUGAGGGAGCUUGUCAUCAUGGAGGAUCUUGUAUUGAUAAAGUUGGAGGCUAUGAAUGUGAGUGCCCUCCAGGAUUUGUAGGACCAAGGUGUGAAGGUGAUGUGAAUGAAUGUCUCUCUAAUCCAUGUGGCAAUCUUGGUACACAGGACUGUGUACAGUUAGUGAAUGAUUAUCGCUGUGAUUGCAAGCCUGGUUUUAUGGGUCGACAAUGUGAAAGCAAGGUUGACAUCUGUGCAUCUAAUCCAUGUUUAAAUGGUGGAAUAUGUACUAGUCGACAAGGUGGUCCUCACUGUAUUUGUCCUGUUGGAUACUGGGGAGAAAACUGCAGCAAUACUAACACUACAUGUGCUAGUAGCCCUUGUAAGAAUGGAGGCCAAUGUCGAUCUCAUCGUGGUGGGUACACCUGUAUCUGUCCUCAAGGGACCAGUGGCAAACACUGCGAUAUUGAUGUUUAUGAUGAGUGCAUGUCAUCACCUUGUUUGAAUGAGGGAAGCUGCAUUGAUAGCAUUGGUAAAUUUGAGUGUGAUUGUCCACCAAGCUGGAAUGGGUUUCGCUGUGAAAGUUUUGAUCCAGUCUUUAAAGGGGGGAUUGGGACAGUUGUCUCUUCAGGUGGAAACCUUCAGAAGUCCUUAGAGGAAGAGAAAAAAGCAUGUACUUUUAACAAGUGCAAGUUGAAAGCUAGAGACCUUCACUGUGAUGAGGAGUGUAAUAGUUUGGCCUGUAAUUUUGAUGGAGGGGAUUGCUCUCUAGGAAUCAAUCCUUGGGAAAACUGUACAGCAGCUAUCAACUGUUGGGAUGUGUUCCGUAACGAGGAAUGCAACAUUGAAUGUAACAAUAUUGAAUGUCUCUUUGAUGGGUUUGAUUGCACUCAAAACCUUCCACCAUGCAAUGAAAUGUAUGAUAGCUACUGUCAUAUGAACUAUGCUAAUGGAAAGUGUGACUAUGGAUGUAAUAAUGAAGAGUGUAAUUGGGAUGGCUUGGAUUGUGAAGAUGACAAACCUCAGUUAGCAAAUGGUGAAAUGGUCAUCACCCUUCUGAUAGAUUUACCAGAUUUUGAAACUACUGUCUUAUCCUUCCUGAGGGAAAUUGGCCGUGUUCUGCGAACAAAUUUAAAAAUUAAAACAAAUGAUAAAGGAGAUCAGAUGAUUUAUCCUUGGAAACCCAAAGACCCAGACAGUUUUCCACGGCAUCGUGGACAAAAUGGAAUUGAAGUUCAUCUGGAAAUUGAUAAUCGAAGGUGUCUUAAGUCAACAUACAGUGAAUGUUUCCAGUCAGCAGCAGAAGCUGCACGAUUUCUUGCUGCAUCUCAUUCUCGUCACUCCUUGGACACAGCUUUCCAGAUUGAACAGAUUCGAAGUUCGGAUGAAUUACAGGAGACUCGUGGCUCUGAUGUUACUUAUCCAAACAUGGUUUACAUUGUUAUUGGGGUGAUUGUCAUAAUUUUACUUGGACUGCUGCUUGGUGUACUGGUUACAGCACAGAGGAAACGAGUACAUGGUAUAACCUGGUUUCCUGAGGGAUUUUUUAGGACCAGUAGUGGUCAGAGACGACAGUCACGACGCCGAGGACCAGAUGGACAAGAAAUGAGGAAUAUGCAUAAGCAUGCUUCUUCUCACAGAAUUAAUGUGGAUGCCAAUGAUAACAGUGCCAUGCCUUCAGAUAUAGGAGGAUGGAGUGAUGAGGAUAUGGACGAUGAUCCUCCAUUAAAAAGGAUGAAAAGUGAUCAUUCACCAGAUCCUAGUUUUGGAGAUACUCACACAGUAAUGACCACUACUGAUUAUGAUGAGAAUGACCCUCGGCCUUGGACACAACAACAUCUUGAUGCAGCAGAUGUUCGUAAUCCCGACAUUCUUGCUUUAACUCCUCCACAAGGAGAUAAUGAAUUAGAUCCAGGAAACAUUGAUGUUGACGUUAGAGGUCCAGGAGGCCUUACACCUCUCAUGUUAGCAUCUUUUAGAGGAGGAGGCUUGGACACGGGUGAAGAUGUUGAAGAAGAUGAUGGAUCUGUGAGCAUGAUUCAGGAUCUUCUCACUCAAGGAGCUAAGAUCAACAUGAUGACUGAAAGAACAGGAGAAACAUCUCUUCAUCUAGCUGCUAGAUAUGCACGUGCAGAUGCUGCUAAAAAAUUGCUGGAUGCAGGAGCUGAUGCUAAUUCUCAAGAUAAUACUGGUCGAACUCCUUUGCAUGCAUCUAUCUCAGCUGAUGCUCAGGGAGUCUUCCAGAUUUUGUUAAGAAAUAGAGCCACAAAUUUAAAUGCCAGAAUGCAUGAUGGAACAACUCCAUUGAUCCUUGCUUCAAGACUUGCAAUAGAGGGGAUGGUUGAAGACCUGAUAAGUGCUGAAGCUGAUAUUAAUGCAACUGAUGAUCUAGGGAAAACUGCACUUCACUGGGCAGCAGCAGUAAAUAAUGUGGAUGCUGUCCGAGCACUUCUGUCUCACGGAGCAAACAGAGAUGUCCAAGAUAACAAAGAAGAGACACCGCUCUUUUUAGCGGCCAGGGAAGGGAGUUAUCAGGCAGCGAAAGUACUGCUGGAGCACUUUGCUAAUAGAGACAUUACUGACCAUAUGGACCGUCUUCCAAGAGAUGUAGCCUUAGAACGUAUGCACCAUGAUAUUGUGAGGUUGUUAGAUGAAUUCAUAGCUCAAAGUCCGCAAAUAUCUCGCAUACCUAACAGUAUGGAUGGAUCCACGAUCUCUCCACAAACACUCAUCAGCUCCACCAGAUCCACUAAGUCUAAGAAGAGGCCAAAGGUAAACGCUUUAGUUAACAUGUCCAUGCAAGAUGGAAAAAAUCAUUCUUUUCAAAAUAGUGAGGGUGGGAUCAGAAGAAAGGUUUCCAUGAAGAAACAAAAGGAACAGGGAUCAUAUGACAUGCAUGGAAUGGAAGGGCAGCUUAACUUGCCUCCUUUGAACUCCUUUGAAGCUCAACAUUUGAAUGGUGCACAUCAUGCAUUUACUAAUACUUUAUACAGUGGACAUGGCUUAGCCCUGUCUCACUCAGAUCUGACAUCCCUUGAUAACAUUGCCUGUACAAUGCAUAUGAAACAACCCCCUACUUAUGAGGAUUGUAUUAAUCCCCAGUUAUAUGGAACCAUUGGAGACAUGGAAAGACAACUAGUGUAUGUAAAUGAGGGGAUGCUACCUCAUAUGCACACGGUAGAGAAUGUUGCACCUCACCAUCUUCGACAAAACUCCAUGCAAGGAAGUGUGACAUUGUCUCAGGUCCCACCGUCUCACCAGUACUCUUCAUCUUCUCCAGUGAAGCAACGGCCAUCACUUCCAACUUCCCCUACCCACAUGGCUGCUAUGAGGGCAGCCCACCAGCAGAAAAAUGCACACAUUCAACCACAACAAAAUGUGAAUCAUAGCUAUGACUUUCCCACCAUGCUUGGCACCACUAGUCAGAAGAUAAAUCCACAGGGGUCAGCAGCUGGUCAGCAACAAGUGCCUUGUAAUCACCCAUUUCAGUUCCCAACUCCUCCUUCCCAACAUAGUUAUAGUGGGUCAGAGGCUACGCCCCAGCAUUAUAUGCAUCCCCCAGAGACAUACUUAACUCCUUCUCCUGAAUCUCCUGGCCAGUGGUCAAGUUCCUCCCCACAUUCUGCUCAAAGUGACUGGUCUGAAGGUAUUUCUAGCCCUAUGAAUGCAAAUAACCUACAACCACUUUCAUCAAUGGAACCACAACAAGCAGUAACACAACCUCAUCAGCAAGUUCAAAACACACAUCCUCCCUCAGAAGCAGUAUUUAUAUAGUGAAUAGAGAGCUUCUGUUUGAAAAAACCACAUUUUGACAGUGUAAAUGUGUGAAUAGGCACCAGACGAAGAAGAACUGGUGAAUGAGAUCACUUUGAAAUAGAACAAUCAUUCUCCCGUCAUUAACUUUUGUGUACUUUGAUCAAUAGUCUUUGGUGCCUUUUGUGUUUUGAUGUGGUACAAAAAUACUCAUAUCCAAAAACUGUAGUUGCUUCGUAGAAUGUAUUUAUUUCAAUACACAAGACUAUCUUGUUUCAAGUAGUGACAACAUUUUGAUUAUGCCAUUAGAAUUCACAGACCUCACAGUGAAUAGUAUUUUCAGAAUGAGAGGGGUAAAUAUAUUAUUUGUAAUCUACCUUUUAAUAUUUCAGUCCUAAGUGUGACAAGGUACAUGUUUUUUUUUAAUACACUUCACUUAAUUUCUAUUAAGGUAUUAUUCCCGUUUCUUAUUUGUAUAAAUUAUGGAUAUUAUUUUUGAUAAAAUUACAUUUAUUCUGUGUGAUCACAAUGUCUUCCAUUGUAAGUUUCAAACAAAUGUAAGCAUUUAUAUUAUGUGACUUUUUUUUUUACAUUUGCAAGUUAUAAUCUGCAGCUAAUUUUACUUCAUUUGGUUGAAAAAAAAAUACUGAGUGUAAAGUGAUAAUGUACUUCUGCACUUAUGUACACACACGAAAAAUAUGUUUUAUAUUUAAACAAUUAAAGCAAAAGUAUAUGACUGUAAAAUGAAAAAAAAAAGAUCAAAUUUAUAACUAACAAAUAAUAAUACAUUUGAAAUGAAUUAUAUACAUAAUGAAAGCAUCAUGAGCACCAACCCAUUUAUUUAAAAGUUAUAUUAAUAACCUAUUAUUAUCUCCUUGUUACUUUGUUUUGUACCAUUAUUUACAGUAACAUACUGUUUUUGUUAGAUAGGUUUCUACCACAAUCUCUACAGAAAUGGGAAUAAUUUACCAUAACUUUUUAAAAUAAUGUUAAACUAUGUAAGAUACUAAAUUAUUGGAAAACAAAACUUUCACUCCUCUGAUGAUCAAAAUGAGCAAAGAAAGUUUAUGUAGUAAUACGUGUAGAGAUCUAAAAACUGUUUCACUCCAGUUUGUGAUUCAGGUACGAAAAAAUUGUUUUUCAGUGUUGGAAAAGUGAAUUCUAGUUACGCCUAAUUCCAAUUAAUUUCUUACAUUUCAAGUUUUACUUAAAGAUACUGUGAAUAUUUUGUGUGUGUGUGUUUGACAGCAGAACUUACAUUAAAUGUCGCUCUCAUGGUUUCUGUUAAAACAAACAAAAAAUAGAAUAUGCAAGGUUGUACCUAAGAGUAUGUCGUUAAAAAAAAUACGCCUUAAAUUACUUUUAUUAAUUGUAUAUACAAACCGUUGUAACAUAGCUGAAGGGUUUUAGUAUGUUAGUUCAAUCAGAGUUGCCUUUUGUCCUCUCAAAAAACAACAACAUGACAUUUGGCCUAUAUAAGUAAUGUUUUCUUUCAUGUUAAUAAGUGUUUCUGUACAAAAACAAAUUUUUCCAUACUUUUGAUACAAUUAAAUGUAUUGAUUUCGUA